CCCCAAGUAUUUGAAAUGCAGGAAUAUGAUUUAGAUGGCGAAUAUUCCAAAUUAAGAGAAAAAUUGACCAAGAUGCUGGAUUACAUACCGUUCGACAACAUUCAAAAUGAUCGAUAUAUAGAGGACGAGGACCUUCUAAUCGAAAAAGGGGUCGUUCAUAUAUAUACUGAUGGGGCAUGUACUCGAAAUGGUAACGAUGAUGCGGUUGCUGGCAUCGGAAUCUGUUUCAAACCUUAUGGUAAAAAGAAUGUAAGCCAUAAAUUAAACGUAGAAAAAAAUACCAACAAUGUAGCUGAAUUGACGGCGAUUGAAUUGGCCAUGGAAUUAAUUUUGAGAAAAACUGAUCAUAAAAAAUUGCAAAUUAAUACUGAUUCUCGAUAUGCAAUCGAUACUAUAAAAAGAACCGAGCAGUACAUUGCAAAAAAUUGGAAAAGCAAUGGAAAAGAAAUUUUGAACAGAGAAAUUUUAGAAAAAAUUGAUAAAUUGAAAAAACAAUUUGAGCAUAUCGAGAUCAAGUAUGUAGAGGGGCAUAAGUACGAUUAUGGAAAUGCCAUUGCAGACCGUUUGGCUAAGGCUGCUGUGUAUGAGGAUGAGCUAGAAGUAAUUCUACGCGAAAAUCCGAAUACCAAAAUGGAAAAGAUAGGUACCUACAUCAGACUCAAAAAUCACGAAAAAAUUAUUAAAGAUGAACAAGAAUUUAACAAAAACGAUGACGUAGCAAAAAGAGUAGAGGUCGGUGACCUCGUGAUGCUAGACACCCAUUGCCAAAGCGAUAGCAAUAAAAUGGUAUCCGGUAAACUUUAUCCUAAAAGAAAGGGACCCUACGUUAUCCUAUAUAAAAUACAUACCAACUGUUAUAGAGUCCAAAAUUAUAAAUCAACUCAACAAGAAGAUAGGCCUAUCGCCAACGUACGCCAAAUGACCCCAUUUGUAAAUAAAAAACAAUUAAGAAUGUUGGAGGAUGAAGUUCGUUAUAAAUCCAUCUUUGACGAACGUCCCUUCCAAGAAAGAAUUUAUGACAGGACCAGAUUAACCGAAAGAAAAGAACAGAAAAAAAUUGAGGAAAAAAUUGAUGAUGAGCAUGCAUUUUUUGAUAUGCUUUUGAAAGAAGAAAGAAGGAUGAAAGAAUUACAAGAAAGAGCAGAACAAAAAUUAAAAGAAGAAGAACUAGCACAUAACCAUUACAAAGCAACUGGUAAAUGGUUAUUUAAAUUACCAAAUAGGGAGCUUGACCCUGUACUGCACGAGCAUUUGAAAAAUUUGAAAAAAGCUCGAAAACUUUUGAUCCAAGAACGCCAAAAACAAAUUAGAGAAAAAAGAGAACAAGAUCAAAAAAUAAAAAUUGCUAAAAAAGUCAAAGAAAUUCAUACCAUACUGAGAAGUCAAGAUGAGAAAGAUUUAGUCUGGUUGCAAAAAGUAAGCGAUCAGAUUACACAAGAUAGGUUACACGAACUUAGUGUUCUGUGCCUAUCAACAUGUAAAACAACAGACGCUACCAAGGCAGUAAAAUCCCACCUCAUCCAAAAGGUACUCAGUAUGGAACAAGCUAAAUCUAUCUUUUGUUAUUGGGAAUAAACUAUGAAAAACUCAAACAAUGGGAAAAAACCACCUCCCAAGUCCCAAUGAUAACGUAAACCACCACGAACCGA
Messenger RNA from Planococcus citri (citrus mealybug), 1649 nucleotides. Its product is annotated as golgin subfamily A member 6-like protein 26. Bases 16 to 1575 code for a protein of 519 amino acids. NCBI's taxonomy places the organism in Eukaryota, Metazoa, Arthropoda, Insecta, Hemiptera, Pseudococcidae. Gene Ontology annotation, molecular function: RNA-DNA hybrid ribonuclease activity; nucleic acid binding. Gene Ontology annotation, biological process: DNA replication, removal of RNA primer. The transcript has a single exon. The record is from RefSeq and is a predicted model, not a curated record.